AUGGACGAACCCAACAUCUGGCCCCGCAGCCGCAUCAUCUCCCUCAAGCAACGCACCGAGCCCCUAACCCCACUCAUACGCUCAAGAUUCCGAACCUUCGCCGACCACAACAUCGACGUCAUCUACACCGCCCAGACCCCAGAAUACAUCCGAAUCCGCGUAUGUUUCUCCGAGAUGGACGUCCAAUCCGAGAUCCACACCAUGGGACUCGGCGGCAUCCUACUCCCCGAAUACCGGGUCCUGGGGGUCCUCGUGACCGCAUUGAAGCGAUUGCAGAAUAAGCAUCGGAUUAUGUGGUACGCGAAUGACGAGCCCGGGGUGUGUCGGUUCGAGAUGUUGUUUUUGUUUUAUCCGUGUACGGCGUGCGUGGGGUCCGAGUUUGAGUAUUUGUUUCUCGAGCUGCAGUAUCUCAUUGAUGAGCAGUGGCGCAGGGUGUUUCAGAAGUUGCCGGAUUUGAGGUUUCCGUAUUUUUAUGGCGUUUGUGAUGGGGUGCAGUUGUUUGAUUAUUUGGAGUUGGAGAGGGCGGGGCAGGAAUCGGUGGAGUGA
Aspergillus ibericus CBS 121593 is the source of this 546-nucleotide messenger RNA. RefSeq lists its product as uncharacterized. The record is from RefSeq and is a predicted model, not a curated record. The transcript has a single exon. NCBI's taxonomy places the organism in Eukaryota, Fungi, Ascomycota, Eurotiomycetes, Eurotiales, Aspergillaceae. The coding region runs from base 1 to 546 and encodes 181 amino acids.